This is a messenger RNA of Danio aesculapii, 7421 nucleotides long. RefSeq names its product insulin receptor substrate 2b (gene irs2b). The record is from RefSeq and is a predicted model, not a curated record. Gene Ontology annotation, biological process: insulin receptor signaling pathway. The transcript is spliced from 2 exons. Lineage: Eukaryota; Metazoa; Chordata; Actinopteri; Cypriniformes; Danionidae. Gene Ontology annotation, cellular component: cytosol; plasma membrane. Gene Ontology annotation, molecular function: insulin receptor binding; phosphatidylinositol 3-kinase binding. The coding region runs from base 198 to 3380 and encodes 1060 amino acids.
AAAGCUGGAUGUGUAGGACGUCACAUGUUGUUUUUCCUCUUCACUCCAGUCACUUAGCGAUAUGUGUUAUUUACUGUUAAACCGCUCCACGCAGCGAACGCGCACUCCGUGCCGGGUACAGAAGAGAGUCUGACAGGAUUAUAACUGACUGACAGCACAAGUUGAGGAGGAAAAGUGAGAGUUUUUCUUCACAGCAUAUGAGAAUGGCGAGUCCGCCGCCGACGGGAGGACAGCUGAUUUCAGAUAUGACCGUGAAGAACAACAACCACGUUAAGAAAUGCGGCUAUCUGAGGAAACAGAAGCACGGACACAAGCGCUUUUUCGUGCUGAGGGAGCCGAGCGAGGGCUCUCGCGCCCGGCUGGAGUAUUACGAGAGCGAGAAGAAAUGGAAAAACAAGUCGGCUGCUAAACGAGUUAUACCUUUGGACUCGUGCCUGAACAUCAACAAGAGAGCCGAUGCCAAACACAAACACCUGAUCGCCCUUUACACGAAGGACGAGUAUUUUGCCGUGGCUACCGAGAACGAGCAGGAGCAAGAGGACUGGUUCACGGUCUUAACGGAUUUAAUGAACGAGGGGAAAGUGAGCGACGGCUCCGCGUCUAAUUCGGCGUCAUCCCUCGUCGGCUUUGAUGAGGCGAACUACGGCGUGAUAACGCCCGUCACCGCUGCUUACAAGGAGGUUUGGCAGGUCAAUUUGAAAUCUAAAGGACUCGGACAGAGCAGGAACAUAACAGGCGUUUACCGGCUGUGUUUAUCCAGCCGGACCAUCAGCUUCGUCAAACUCAACACGGAGAACGCAUCGGUGAUUUUACAGCUGAUGAACAUCCGCCGAUGCGGACACUCGGACAGUUUCUUCUUCAUCGAGGUGGGCCGCUCCGCGUCCAUCGGACCCGGCGAAUUAUGGAUGCAGGCGGACGACUCGGUUGUGGCGCAAAACAUUCACGAGACCAUUCUGGAGGCGAUGAAGGCUAUGAAAGAGAUGUCAGAGUUCCGACCGCGCAGCAAAAGCCAGUCCUCAGGUACCAACCCCAUCUCCGUGCCCACCAGGCGGCACUUUAACAACCUUCCGCCGAGUCAGACCGGGCUGCCGCGCCGCUCGCGCACUGACAGCAUGGCAGCCACGUCUCCCGUGACGAAACUGACGUCCUGCAGGAUCCGCACAGCGAGCGAGGGCGACGGCACUUUAGGCAGCCCAAUCAGCCCGGGCGUGAACAGGACGCAUUUGAGCCGCUCCAACACAGUGACAGCUCGCCCAUGCAGAACAUUUGAGUCUUCAUCCUUGCAGCAUAGCAAAUCCAUGAGCAUGCCCGUGUCUCACUCCCCUCUCUCAGCUGCCAGCCCGGUCAGCCUGUCCUGCAGCAGUAAUAUAGAGAGCGGUCCUCGCCCAUCCAGCUGCACAGCCUCUAUAUCUGGCUCCCCCAGUGAUGCCGGCUUCAUCUCCUGCGAUGAGUGUGGCUCCAGUCCGGGUGAUGUAAGACACCUUUUAGCAGCAAACCGAAGCAACACACCUGAGUCGCUUGCUGACACACCCCCCUCACAGGAGGGCAGUGACCUGUACGGAUACAUGAUCAUGGAGAGGCCAAGCAGCUUUGGCCAGCGAGGCACCCGGGCAGCAGGUGAGGAGAUCUUAGGAGACCUGGAGAAAGCCUACAGGAAGAGGACGCACUCCCUCACCAUGCCUUACCAGAAGAGGGUGCCAUCACAAGUGUCCUCAGCCUCACUGGAUGAGUACACACUGAUGAGAGCCACGUACACAACUACUGGACAUUCGGGGCGCAGCUCUCACACUGCAUCUCCAAAGGUCACAUACCCUGAGGAUUAUGGGGACAUUGAAAUUGGAUCAUUACUGAAAAGUUCCAGUGGUAAUAUAGGUGAUGAUGGCUACAUGCCAAUGACACCAGGUGUGGCUCCGCAAGGGGGGAAGGCUGACAACUACAUGCCAAUGAGCUCAAUGUGUGUUUCAGCUCCAAAGCAGAUAAUCAACCCCAGGACGCACCCCCUGACUAUAGCUAAUGGGUACAGAACUAGCUCCCCCAGCAGCUGUUCUUUGGAGGACAGUGGCUACAUGAGGAUGCUGUGCGGCUCUAAGUUCUCAAUUGACAGCUCAGAUGGGAAACUGACAAAUGGUGAGUACCUCAACAUGUCUCCUGUAGAUUCAGUCACACCACCAGACUACUACCUGAGCCCUGAGUCUCCCUGUCUCAGACAGCUUCACUCAUUUAACUCUUUGCCCCGCUGUCAUAAGCCCCAGCAGAUGCAAAAGGAUGUGGACAAUGAUCAGUAUGUUGUCAUGAACCCUCAAAGUCACAAGAUUAUAGAGGAGUCAGUAAAAACAGCAUCCCCCCCUGCUCCAUCUCCUCUAAGACAAAGCCGCACAGACAGCCUCAUUCUCCGGCACAGGAUCAGCCGGCCCACCCGCCUCUCUCUUGACACUCUAAGGACAUUACCCAGUAUGAAUGAGCAUCCCAUUCCAUCUGAGCCAAAAAGCCCUGGCGAGUACAUAAACAUAGACUUUGGACAUGUUGCUGAAAGUUGCACCCCGCCUUCUACUGCUUCCUUCGAGAGCCCAGCCUCAUCCCUGGGAUCGUUCGCCGAUCAGAGGACGUCCCCCCUCUCUGAUUACAUGAACCUUAAUGUGAGUUCACAGUCACCCAAAUCUGGAAAUGCCGCCCCAUCUGAUCGCCUGGAGCCCCUUCCAGAAUGCACAUCAUGCCCCACCCACACUGUGGAAGAGGAGGAAGAUGAAAGGUACCAGCGCAAGGCACAGGUGGCACCAGCAGGCCCAGUUGAUAAAGACGAUUACACAGAGAUGACGUUUAGCGUGUCUGCUUCCUCUCCACCGCCUCAGCCCUCAGAAGGUGGGCAGACUAUCAGCCCAUCCUCCUGCUUGCAGAGGCUGACUGUGGACGAAAAUGCAGGAGCGCCUGCUGUGGAGGCAUUUCUGCUGCAUGCUACACCUCUGGCCUUGGUGGACCCUGAUCGAGGUGCCAAGGUGAUUCGGGCUGACCCCCAGGGACGCAGGCGGCACAGUUCAGAGACAUUCUCCUCAACCACCACUGUAACACCCGUUUUUCCCUCCUUUGCACAUGACACCAGGCGGCAUGGUUCGGCCUCUGUGGAGAACGUGUCUGUUUCGGUGAGAAACGGCGAAGGAUCGGAUGAAGAGUACAACAGUCCCAUGUGCAGGGAGACGUCAGCCGGCUUUCAGAAUGGACUUAACUACAUUGCCUUAAACUUGAUGGAUGGAGGACUUGCCAGCUGUGAUUCUCUUGUCCGGUUCAAAGCUGCCAGCUGCUGUAAAGAGGGCAUCAAUGGAAUACACACAAGUCCGUAUGCCAGCCUUGGGUUCAAGGAGACGGCAACAACAGUAAAAGACUAAACAGAGCCAGUCUCUUCAUUGAAGCCUUCUUCUUCUGCAUCUGGACGAGGGGAAGAAAGGAGGCGCUCGUGUGGACAGAUGGACCACGACGUCACUACUGCUGCUGCUACUACAACUUCAGCCCUCGGCUGAACUUUGACCUCUCAGAAUUCAUUCGCACAGACACUUGACCCCAGUGCGAGGCCUACCGAAGAUUCAGAUACAGAGGCAGGAGCUCCUGUCCAUCUGUUACUCACUACAAUCUCUUCCCUCGACUUUUGUGUUUGUUAUGGACCUUUUUAUUUCCACUGGUUUUGUUACGAGGACUUCGAGUGGCCAGUGUCCCCACCUCCUGAAAAACAACCUGUGAACCAAACAUCUGAUAUGCAUGCACGCACACCUACAGUCGCUUAUUUAUUCACCCAAUUGGUGGUGAGCGUUCAUGUAUGCGCGGGUGGUUGCAACACUGCACAGAGGUGGCAUUUCAAUUUACGCAACAAUUUGAAAAUAGGAAAAAAGCAGUCACUUGAAUACCCUACCUCAGAACGAGCCAGGUUAUGACUUACAAAUAUAUAUAUAUAAAUAUAUAUAUAUAUACAGAGAGAGAGAAAGAGAGAGAAAUUAAUUUAUUUUUGCAAGUGAAUGUUUUUAGAAAAAAAAUAUAUAAAAAAUACAAGCAGACACCAAUCCAAAGCCUUACUAACUGUACUGUCAAACAGUGUUUCUUGGAGGACCUGCAUACACUCACAACAUAAAGAGUAUCAAAGUGAACUGUUUGCCAUGCUAACUGAAUGUCUAGCACUGCGGUGCAGGAAGCUCUUGCGCUGCGCUCAAAGAUCUAUUAAUGUUAUUUUGCAGAUGUUUAAUAUAAUGCUAUUUAAUCUGAGCUGGUACCGGAAACCGAUGGCCGCCCUGUGGCCAUCCCCGCACAUAUGCAAAGCAGGCUUCCAGAGUUAUCAGUUUUGGAAGGAAGCCACAUGCGAUUAACACACCAACCGCUAGAUGAAUGAUGUCUGUGCCUCAGGUCAGAGAAGCCAAGCCUAGGCACGCUAGCACAUUUUAACUCACUGUCUUUAAACCUUAAAGGGAUGGUUCGCCCAAAAAUGUACAUUCACUCACCCUCAAGUGCUUGCAGACCUUUAUGAGUUUCUUUCCUCGGUUUAGCCGUUAGCUAUGUUUCCAUUCAAAUAUGCAAAUUAGACUGAUUUGCGUCGAGUGAUCGGCAUGACCCAAGGCGCCUGCCUUGCGUGUAGUCAUGCACGCUAGCUGGCAGUAGGUAUUUAUGUUCCUCUGUGUCGUGUUUCUUCGUGUUUUGUUUUGUUUUGUUGUGUUUCAUUUCUGUACGCUACCUUAAUCUACAAGUAGCUAAAACUCGCUUAUUUAGAGGCGGGAACUGACUAACGUGCAACAACAUUAAUCAUAAGGUAAACACAAAACAACAGUUUACAUCUAGAGCUUCUUCAUGGGACUUGACGUUUAAACACUCACUCCAAUGGGUUCACGCGGCUCUCAGCCCCGCCCACACUUGUCACAGCUACCAAGCUGACCAAUCACAGAGCUUGCGCUAUGCGUCUUUGCGACAUGUGGUUACAUUUUUUGAGAGGUGUGCGUAAAUGUCGGCAUCAGCCAAGUGCUAUGCGACCACCAGAGCAUAUGCAUACGCGCGCGCUUGACGCAGAAGUAUCAAUCAGCCUUUAUACGCAAAACAUGAAUAUUGCAUAAAAUUUUAGGCAAAGUUUUUAUUCAAUUAUCAAAGAGAACAAAACUGUCUCAUAAAUUGGAGGCAAAUAUGAAAUUUGAAAAAAAAAGGAAGUUUGCUGCAGUACAAAAAGCCACCAUGGGCCUUCUUACAUAAUAAAUUACUGGCGUAAUGAAGAUGAAACGUAAUGAACGCACAAUGUCUUUUGGUGGCAUGAGCGCAGCCACUAAAAACAGUACUGGGUGGUAAAAUUACUGGACUACUUUGAUGACAAACUUUGGCUAAGGGAUUUCAGAAUGGCCAAAACAAACUUUAAGAUGCUGCGCAAUUUAUCGGUCCGCUGGUUUAUUCGUUAAUUCCAUUGCGCCUCACUUACAACAUGAAAGCAGAUUGCUAUUGCAUUGUAUUAUGGACUGUUAACAUAUCGCGUCUUAACAUAUCGCGUCUGCAGCAAGUUUGUAAUUUCCAAUGGAGGUGCGUGGCACGACAUGCAUAAUCCAGACACACCUAGUUGAAAACAUCUUAACUUUUCAGAAUGUCGUAAGCACAUUGCGAGUCAUGUGACAAGAACUGACCAAUCAGCUUCAUAUUUUGUAUGAAAUAUACAGAUUUCAGUAGACUAAUUAUUUUAGACAAACACAGAACACCCAAACACUGACGUACUUUUUCUGUUUCUCCAUAAAUAAAACUUGUAUCAGAGCUGCAGCAAUGUUUUGUCAGCUUGUCAUCCUUUUAUAAAAUGCUUGGUGGUCGAUUCGCUAAGACAAAAGAGCGCAAGUGCAAAUCGCGUUGAAAAUGGUGACGAAAGCAACGCAAAAUCACUUUUUUUUAUUUCAAAUUUUAAUUACAUUGUUUUAUUUUAUAUUUGAAUUUAAAAAAAUUUAAUAUAUAUUUUUUAAAUGAACAUUUUAAUUUUAUUUAUUUUUUCUAAUUUCCGAAAUUUUAUUCGGUAAAUGUGUUCCCAUCAUAGUUUAUACAAUUUUUUAUUAUCCAAUAAAAAGUUUAUCCUACUCAUAACUCGCAUCUUGGUGAUUCCAUUAAGCAUUUUUAACGCAACAUAUAGCUAUAGAAUAGCUACUGAUGUCCAUAAUAGUAAAAAAGAUACAUACCAUAGAAGUCUGUGGGUUAUCCUUUUUUUUGUUCAACGGAAGAAAGAAACUCAAAAAGGUUUGAAACAACUGUAGAGUGACAAAAAUGUAAUCUUUGGGUGAACUGUCAGUUUAACAACCCAAAAGCCUCUGCUGACUUUCCCGACUCUCAUGCAUUGCUCCCAAAAAACAACAACGCAGGCUUCCCUUUGCCUUACAUCUGCAGCCGUGGAAGAGUGAUGAUUCAGGGACGUCUCAGAAGGCCUGACACCAUUAAUGCUGCUCCCUAUACCGUCAGACAGGGGUAGACCCGUCAGAACCAAUGCUUUGUCUUGCACUUACAAACUCCCUAGAUUGUAACACAAGACACUUUUGAAUGUAGAGUAUUCUGGAGAAGAAACAGCACGGACUAAGCAUCCACAAACAGACUAAUCGAGAGUCGUUCAGUUCAACAACACAUACACACAACACACUCAACGUGACUUAAGUAUAUGAAAACGUUUGCCUAGAAAGCUGUAUAUAGUGUACAUAGAGAUUGCAACUGAUGUUUUUAAGUUAAAGAUUAUAAUGGAUGUCUUUUUUUUUUGGUUUUUUGUAAAUUAAUAAAUAUAUAUGUAUGGUACGUGUUUGAAUGACACUUCCCCCCAAACAACUAAAGCACUAAUGAAGGUACUUGCCAAAGGCUGAACUUUUUAGCCUGGCAUAUUUUUUCUUUUUCUAAUUCUUCAGUAUGUUUAAAAAAUAGAUGUACACUGUACGAGAAAUGCCACUUCAAGGAUAUUUGAUAACGAUGUAUAAAAAGAAAAGCAAAUUCAUUGAAUACUUGAUAUUUCAGACAAAUAGGUACAAUUCUCCAACGGCAUAUGCAAUAUUUACAUGUUUUUAUAAAGAUUAGUUUACAGAAAGGAACCAAAUGUAUAAAUACUGUUAAUAUAUUUAAAAACCUUUUUGCUGUACACAGUUUUCUGCCAAUUUUAAAUGGAAAAGUGUUUUUAUUGCCUCUUCUGUUUUUUGCUAUUGAAUUCUAACAGUAAUUUCAGCAGCAUUCCGAUGCGAACGCUGUUUCUCAGUAAGGAAAGCUUGAAAUAUUUCAAUGCCUGAGCGAGUUUUUUGUUGCUGUUUUUUUCUGUGUCUUCCAUUGUAAAUACUUCAUAUUCUUUGCAUUGUGAUGCUACUUAGAAAUGAUAAUUUAAACUUAGUGUAUUUAGCAUUGCUUUAGAAACUGUACUGAUUCUGAAUAGCCACAUGCAAUAAAAAUGUAACAUUAUUUAAGAA